AUGGGUCGUGUCAACAGAGACACAAGUAAGAAACCGUUUUGGAAUUCUUUGGGACCAGACAAGAACAAAGAGGGAUGCAUCACUCACACAAAAAUCACUAAUCAAUUCAAUUUGCUGCCAGAGGAACAAGUGGCGUCUUAUGGGAAUGGGACGAUCGUUGUUCGGCAUACUGGAGGUUUGGUUUUAUCGAUGGAGAGUUUAGCGCAACUAGAAGCAUUGUGCGAGAGGUUAUACAAUUCACAAGAUUCUGCAGAGAGAGCACAUGCGGAGCUCGCAUUGAAAUGCUUUUCAGUGAAUACUGAUUACAUUUCGCAAUGCCAGUACAUUCUCGACAAUGCGUCCAGGCCUUACUCGUUGAUGCUCGCCAGUUCUAGUUUGUUGAAACAAGUCACUGAUAAUAGCCUCUCUCUGCAGCUCCGUCUUGAUAUCAGGAAUUACUUGAUUAACUAUUUGGCUACCAGAGGACCAUUAGCACAGUUUGUUAAUGCUUCUUUGAUUCAACUUCUCUGUCGUAUUACAAAGUUUGGAUGGUUUGAUGAUGAUAGAUUUAGAGAAGUGGUUAAGGAGGCUACAGAUUUCUUGAGUCAGUUGCUCAUUUUGCAAGUAUUAAAGAAGCAAAACCAGCUCAUAGCUUUGGCCUUUCUGAGGUGUUGCUAUGAUAAUUUCCUUGCUCCUAAAUUGGCAUGUAACAAGCAAAACCAACUCGCAGCUUUACCCUUGCCGAUGUUUAUUGAUUUUGUCAUUUGGAAAUACACCGUUAUUGAUGAGGCAUCUACGCAUCACUAUGAAAUUGGUCUGAAGAUACUGAAUCAACUUGUGUCUGAAAUGAACCAGUCAAACUCAGGGUUGCCUUCAACACAUCAUCGAAGGGUAGCCUGCUCCUUUAGGGAUCAGUCGCUUUUUCAAAUAUUCCAAAUUUCAUUAACAUCAUUGAGUCAACUGAAAAGUGACGUUACUGGUAGAUUGCAAGAGUUGGCACUUUCUCUUUCGCUGAAAUGUUUAUCUUUUGAUUUUGUUGGGACAUCAAUUGAUGAAAGUUCGGAGGAGUUUGGUACUAUUCAGGUUUUGAUUACUUAUUCUAGUAAUAUUCCGUCAUCCUGGAGGCCUGUUUUAGAGGAUCCAUCAACAUUGCAGAUCUUUUUUGAUUAUUAUGCCAUUACAACGUCUCCUUGUUCAAAAGAGGCACUGGAAUGCUUGGUUCGACUAGCAUCAGUACGGCGCUCUUUGUUCACAAAUGAUGCUGCCCGUUCCAAGUUUUUGGCCCAUUUGAUGACAGGAACCAAGGAAAUUCUACAAACAGGACGAGGUCUUGCUGAUCAUGAUAAUUACCAUGAGUAUUGUCGUCUUCUUGGACGUUUCAGAGUGAAUUAUCAGUUGUCAGAGCUUGUGAAUGUGGAAGGCUACAGUGAUUGGAUCCAGUUGGUAGCAGAGUUCACUUUAAAGUCUUUGCAGUCUUGGCAGUGGGCCAGCAGCAGUGUAUACUAUCUUCUAGGGCUGUGGUCCAGAUUGGUGACUUCUGUACCGUACUUGAAGGGCGAGGCGCCAAGUUUGCUUGAUGAAUUUGUGCCCAAAAUUACUGAAGGCUUUAUUACAUCAAGAUUUAACUCAGUGCAGGCUGGAUUCACUGACGAUGAAGAUCCAUUAGACAAUGUCGAGCUUCUUCAAGAUCAGCUAGAUUGCUUUCCUUAUCUUUGCAGAUUCCAGUAUCAAAGCAGUAGUUUUUAUAUAAUAAACACAAUGGAGCCUAUUCUGCAAUCAUACACGGAAAGAGCACGAUUGCCGACUGCCAAUAACAAGGAGCUUGCUGUUAUUGAGGCAAAACUUUCUUGGAUUGUUCAUAUCAUCGCUGCUAUUCUUAAAAUUAAACAGUCUACUGGCUGUAGUGUGGAGUCGCAAGAGGUGCUUGAUGCCGAACUUUCAGCUCGUGUUUUGCAAUUAAUAAAUGUUACUGACAGUGGGAUACAUAGCCAGAGGUAUGGUGAAUUAAGCAAGCAAAGACUUGAUCGAGCAAUUCUUACCUUCUUUCAACAUUUCCGUAAGUCUUAUGUUGGUGAUCAGGCUGUGCACUCAUCUAAGCAGCUAUAUGCUCGUUUGUCUGAACUUCUUGGACUCAGUGAUCAUCUGCUACUAUUGAAUGUGAUUGUUUCGAAAAUAGCUACAAAUUUAAAGUGUUAUACAGAGAGCGAGGAGGUCAUUAAUCAUACCUUAAGCUUGUUCUUGGAGCUGGCAUCUGGGUAUAUGACUGGAAAGCUGCUUCUGAAGCUGGAUGCUAUCAAAUUUAUAGUUGCCAACCAUACUGUUUUUAUAAGGUUGGAAUCAACUCCUGAUUCAAUGUUUCGGACUGAUGCGGUGAAGUAUGCGCUAGUCGGGUUAAUGAGGGAUCUUAGAGGAAUUGCCAUGGCCACAAAUAGUCGAAGAACAUAUGGGCUUUUAUUUGAUUGGCUGUAUCCUGCUCACAUGCCGCUUCUCUUGAAAGGCAUCUCACAUUGGACAGACACACCAGAGGUCACCACCCCUUUAUUAAAAUUCAUGGCUGAAUUUGUGUUGAACAAGGCCCAACGUUUAACUUUUGAUUCGUCAUCUCCUAAUGGCAUUCUCCUUUUCCGGGAAGUCAGCAAAUUAAUUGUAGCCUAUGGAACAAGGAUUUUAUCUCUUCCAAAUGUUGCUGAUAUAUAUGGCUACAAAUACAAGGGGAUGUGGAUUUGCCUAACUAUUCUCUCAAGAGCUCUUGCGGGAAACUAUGUCAACUUUGGUGUCUUUGAACUUUAUGGUGAUAGAGCACUCUCUGAUGCACUUGAUAUUGCUCUAAAGAUGACAUUGUCAAUCCCUCUGGCUGAUAUAUUGGCAUUUCGAAAGGACUUAGGGACUCUAUUUCACUAUGAUUUAAGCACACCUUGUUUUGGCAAUAUUUAUCUGGUUGUUGAGGUGGUUAAUUUAGUCAAGACUGAGUUGAUUCUUUUAGAUGGUGGGGCUCCCUGGAAUGUGUUGGCUAACAUAUUGAUGCGAGCAAAGAAGGUAGGAAUGGACCGAAGGAGGUUUGGUAAUCAAAUUCCCAUGCCUUUGAUGAGAGUGUACUUUGAAAAUGGAUCCAGACUUUAUGAGCUAACAAGGGCUUACUUUGCGUUCUUGGAGGUUCUAUUCAGCAGCCACAUUGUUUUCAUAUUGAAUCUGGAUACAAACACCUUCAUGCAUAUUGUUGGUUCCCUGGAAUCAGGUCUUAAAGGUCUCGAUACGAAUAUCUCAUCACAGUGUGCAUCUGCUGUUGACAAUUUGGCUGCUUACUAUUUCAACAACAUCACAAUGGGGGAGACACCCACUUCACCUGCUGCAAUUAAUCUUGCUCGUCAUAUUGCAGACUGCCCCAAUUUGUUUCCAGAGCUGCUGAAGACUCUGUUUGAGAUUGUUUUGUUUGAGGACUGUGGCAACCAGUGGAGUCUUAGUAGACCCAUGCUGAGCUUAACUAUCAUUAGUGAGCAGAUAUUCUCUGAUUUGAAAGCUCAAAUUUUGGCUUCACAGCCUGUGGAUCAUCAUCAGCGGCUUGCCCUUUGUUUUGACAAACUGAUGGCAGAUGUUACUCGAAGCUUGGAUUCAAAGAACAGGGAUAAAUUUACUCAGAAUCUGACGGUUUUCAGGCAUGAAUUUCGUGUCAAAUAG
Messenger RNA from Dovyalis caffra, 3654 nucleotides. Lineage: Eukaryota; Viridiplantae; Streptophyta; Magnoliopsida; Malpighiales; Salicaceae. The record is from the annotation of a GenBank genome assembly.